UGGCAGGGUACAGAGGUCAUCCUGAGGAUAGGGCUGGAACACCCCCAAGCAGCAAAGCUUUUCUGUGUACACCUCUCUCCAUCUGUUCCAUCCAGCGCUCUGCAGACAUGGAUGGCUUGGCCUUUUCUGCACUGACACAUUCAGCUUCUCUCAAGGAAAAUGAAAACUAGACAUCACAUGGUGCAUACAGACUUUCCACGUGCUGUUUUAAAAGAAUAGCCUUUGACCAAGAAUAAAAAUUGUCGUCAGAAUAAUAUGCGAACAGAUCAUGAAGAACUCUGUGGCACCAGUUAUGGAUCUUUUUGUUUAAAUGGUGGGAUUUGUUAUAUGGUACCUACUGUAUCCAGCCCUUUUUGCAGAUGUAUUGAAAAUUAUACAGGAGCCCGUUGCGAAGAAGUUUUGCUGCCCAACAUCAAGACCCAAGCUACAGUUGACCUGUUUGCAGCUUUCUUGGCUUCAGUUGUUCUUCUAGGGGUACUUGUAAUUGGAACAUUUUACUUCUUUUGCAGGAAGGCCCACGUUCCAAGGACCAGUUCAACUGAGUGUGGUGCCAGCUUGACCGAGACCACCAGCAGCAAUGGCUGCAACAAAAUAACAGAAUAAAGCAAUAAAACAGAGGAAUCAUGGCAGAGCAAUGUGCAGAGCAACCAUAAACAUAUAACAGGUGUAUGGGAGAGCAUGCUAAGCAGGAUGUGUGAAGAAAAAAUUAGAAACAAAUAGGGGGUUUGCUAAUGUGCUGGGAGAGAUCUGCAGCUAGGCCAUAAGGAAAAACAGUUACAUUUCUCAGAGUUUCAAGCUGUUUGCAAAGGGAAAUUGUAUGGAGAGCACUUGGACCAGCUUUUGACUGUGGGAUUUUUCCC
Gavialis gangeticus (Gharial) is the source of this 860-nucleotide messenger RNA. It is a transcript of the gene NRG4, whose product is annotated as neuregulin 4. Gene Ontology annotation, biological process: epidermal growth factor receptor signaling pathway; positive regulation of cell population proliferation; positive regulation of mitotic nuclear division. Gene Ontology annotation, molecular function: chemorepellent activity. The coding region runs from base 256 to 603 and encodes 115 amino acids. The transcript is spliced from 6 exons. The record is from RefSeq and is a predicted model, not a curated record. Lineage: Eukaryota; Metazoa; Chordata; Crocodylia; Gavialidae.